This is a messenger RNA of Zea mays, 2173 nucleotides long. Its product is annotated as liguleless 2. Gene Ontology annotation, molecular function: DNA-binding transcription factor activity; sequence-specific DNA binding. The record is from RefSeq and is a predicted model, not a curated record. NCBI's taxonomy places the organism in Eukaryota, Viridiplantae, Streptophyta, Magnoliopsida, Poales, Poaceae. Bases 82 to 1875 code for a protein of 597 amino acids. The transcript has 13 exons. Gene Ontology annotation, biological process: DNA-templated transcription; regulation of DNA-templated transcription.
UUUGCUCUUUUAUAUAGUCCAUCGCCACCGCCCACAGCGCUUCCUGCUGGUCUCUUGUUGGUCGUAGAACUAGCAGUGGCCAUGGUGCAAGGCGAGGAGAGUUCUUGGAGGAUGGAGAGGGCAGCGCUGCCUCUCAACCAGGCGCUCGCGUACGGAGUCCAAGCCCACGCCGCCGCCGCCGCUGCACCGCCGACCUGCUUCCUUCCAUCGCCACCGCCCACAGCGCUUCCUGCUGGUCUCUUGUUGGUCGUAGAACUAGCAGUGGCCAUGGUGCAAGGCGAGGAGAGUUCUUGGAGGAUGGAGAGGGCAGCGCUGCCUCUCAACCAGCUGGCGCUCGCGUACGGAGUCCAAGCCCACGCCGCCGCCGCCGCCGCCGCGGCUGCACCGCCGACCUGCUUCCUGGACUUCCAGCCUGCGGCCGCAUCCGCUGCCUACUUCGGGUUCGGUGAGCUGGAGGAGGCCCUCAUCCACGGUGGUGGCGCCGCCAGCGCCGGCGGCGGCGUCGAUCCGGGCGUGAUCAUCAAGAACGACGUCGCGCAGGCAAAGUCAGCGGCAGGAUAUCUCGCGGGCGCUGGCACCGGCAGGCCCCCCACGCUGGAGAUCUUCCCUUCGUGGCCAAUGAGGCACCAACAGCAGCUGCACAGUGGGAAUUCGCAGUCAGUAGGGAGCACCGGCACUGACUCGAGCUCAGCUCAGAACACAAUGUCUCAGAUGGAGUUGGUGUCCCCAGCCUCCUCUGCGCCGCGGCAGGAGGUCAUGAUGGUGACCACUGAUGAUUACAGCUACAAGCCAGGCCUCGCCGCUGCGCCCGCUGCUGCCGCCCCGCCGAGCUUUCAGCAGCACCACCCGCUCCCGCUGCAGCUGCACGGAGGAGAGGGAGGGGGAGACCAUGACAAGAGGAAGCAUGGAUCCACAAGAAAAGAUGGCAAGUUGGUAGAUGCCAAGACGGAACGGCGGCUGGCGCAGAACAGAGAGGCUGCGAGGAAGAGCAGGCUGAGGAAGAAGGCUUACGUGCAGCAGCUCGAGACUAGCAGGAUCAGGCUUCAGCAGGUCGAGCAUGAGCUCCAGAGAGCACGGUCACAGGGCCUGUUCGUUGGAGGGUGCAGCGCCGCCGGGGACAUGAGCUCUGGCGCCGCCAUGUUCGACAUGGAGUACGCGCGGUGGCUUGACGACGACACCAAGCGGCUGGCGGAGCUCCGAGGCGGGCUGCAGGCGCACCUGCUGGACGGCAACCUGGGACUCAUCGUGGAGGAGUGCAUGCAGCACUACGACGAGCUGUUCCAGCUCAAGGCGGCGCUCGCGCGCUCCGACGUCUUCCACCUCCUCACCGGCUCCUGGGCCACCCCCGCCGAGCGCUGCUUCUUCUGGAUGGGCGGCUUCCGCCCGUCCGAGCUGCUCAAGAUCCUGAUACCGCAGCUGGACCCGCUGACGGAGCAGCAGCUGCUGGGGAUCUGCAAUCUGCAGCAGUCGUCGGAGCAAGCGGAGGAAGCUCUCGCCCAGGGCCUGCACCAGCUGCACCAGUCCCUGGCCGACACAGUCGCCGCGGGCACGCUCAACGACGGCGCCGCCGCCCCCAACUACAUGAACAUCAUGGCCGUCGCACUUGAGAAGCUCGCCAGCCUCGAAAAUUUCUAUCAACAGGCCGACAAUCUAAGGCACCAGACGUUGCAUCAGAUGCGCCGGAUCCUGACCACUCGGCAGGCUGCGCGGUGCUUCCUCUCCAUUGGGGAGUACUACAGCCGCCUCAGAGCUCUCAGCAACCUCUGGGCUUCCCGUCCCCGCGACAACUUCAUCGGGACAGAGAGCCUCAGCCCCACAGCAACGGAACUGCAAGCCCUGCACCACCAGCAGCAGAACCAGUUCGCCGGAUUUUGAGGCCUCACCUGGUGAGGGAGGGUGUAAAACUUUGGCCGCGAGGGUGGUGUUACAAAGAUUAGAGGUUUUGAGAGGGAGAUGCAUUGUAAUGUUCUAUCAUUAAAGUACUGAGAAAGCAACAUCACUAGGCGAAAAGGGCGGGGAGAAGGAAUUGCUGUAGUGCGAUGUUGGGUGGCUCACCUGUUCAUAUGGCUCUUGAACUGAUUGAAGGGUUAGCACCGCAGAAUUUUUGUGCGUGUCAGGAGAGAACAAAUCAGUUACACAAGAUUCUGGCUGCUCACUUGCCAGAGAGGACUAA